Eruca vesicaria subsp. sativa (arugula) is the source of this 1314-nucleotide messenger RNA. The record is from the annotation of a GenBank genome assembly. NCBI's taxonomy places the organism in Eukaryota, Viridiplantae, Streptophyta, Magnoliopsida, Brassicales, Brassicaceae.
AUGGCGGGUAGGUAUUGGUGUCAUAUGUGUUCACAAAUAGUGAAUCCUAUCAUUGACGCCGAGAUCAAAUGCCCCCUUUGCCAAAACGGGUUCGUGGAGGAAAUGAGCGGUGAGCGUAAUGAUGGCAGCAGCAGCAUAAGGGAGGUUCAAGACUCAGAGAUCGAUUUCAGUACAGACCGUGCAUUAACUCUAUGGGGUCCAAUCUUGCUUGGGAUGAUGAGCAAUCCUCGUAGACGUAGAAGGUUUAGGAGGACAGAGCUUGGCUUAGAUAAUGAUGAUGUCAACAUUCCUGCUGGUGCUGAUGUUUUUGGAAAUGACAGCAAUGUCGAUAACCAUCAUCAUCAUCAUAACCGUCGUCGCCAUCGCCACAUGCAACAUGAUGGAGAGGCUGAUCUAGACAGGGAGUUUGAUUCCAUCAUCAGGAGGAGACGGAGAAGCUCAGCUGCGAUAUUGCAGUUGCUUCAAGGCAUCCGUGAAGGGAUUAACACCGAGGAUGAGAGCUCGGACAGGAGCCAGUUUAAUCGAUCAGCUUUUAAUCUAAUCCGCAACAAUACUUCUCCUUCUGGAACUGGAGAUAACUUUGUUGGAACCGGUUUAGCUCACUUGCUUGAACAUCUAGCUGAUAACGAUCCAAUCAGACACGGAUCUCUUCCAGCGCGUAAGGAAGCAGUGGAGAGUCUUCCCACGGUUAAGAUCUGUGAGACAUUGCAAUGCUCGGUUUGUUUGGAUGAUUUCGAGAAAGGAAGUGAAGCUAAAGAGAUGCCGUGUAAACAUAAGUUCCACGUCGGGUGUUUACUACCGUGGCUUGACCUUCACAGCUCGUGUCCUGUCUGCAGAUAUGAACUACCUCCUGAUGAUGAGGUGAAGACUGAUUUGUUAAGACCGAGGACAAGAAGUGUAGGGAUCAACAGAAGUAAUGAGAAUGUGGUGGAAGAGGAUGCAAGGAACACUAGUGGGAGUGAGAGAAGGUUCUCGUUACCGUGGCCGUUCAGUGGAUUGUUCUCUUCCUCGGCUUCUUCAUCCGGUUCAGCAGCAUCAGGGUCUUCUCAGCUCAGUGAGAACUCAAACUCAGGAUAAAAGGAAGAAGAAAAAUUAGAAACAAAACAAUAUCUGCCUCUAUUUCUCUUGAAUCACAAUUCCUCAGUACAUAAAAAUCUUGUGAUCACUCAGUUUGUUGAAGAAAUAAUCUUUUCAUUCUUUUGUGUUUAUAUCAUCUUGCUAGGAAAAAAGAAAGUUAUCACUGUCAAGUCUUUGAAAGCUAUUUGCGAUCUUUGCAAACGAAAUCUGAAACUCGAUUAUAUAGAGUAUUGGUAA